Messenger RNA from Melampsora larici-populina 98AG31, 180 nucleotides. RefSeq lists its product as uncharacterized. Gene Ontology annotation, biological process: spliceosomal tri-snRNP complex assembly; mRNA splicing, via spliceosome. Gene Ontology annotation, molecular function: U6 snRNA binding; U5 snRNA binding; U2 snRNA binding. The record is from RefSeq and is a predicted model, not a curated record. NCBI's taxonomy places the organism in Eukaryota, Fungi, Basidiomycota, Pucciniomycetes, Pucciniales, Melampsoraceae. Gene Ontology annotation, cellular component: U5 snRNP; catalytic step 2 spliceosome. The transcript has a single exon. The coding region runs from base 1 to 180 and encodes 59 amino acids.
AUGAAUAGUUCUUGUGGGGAUAUUCUCCUCUUUAGUGCUUACAAGUGGAACAUCACCAGAACUUCAUUGUUGACGGACUAUAGGGAUAUACUGGAUGGAACUACGAGUCAAAAGUAUUGGCUUGAUGUACAAUGUCACUGGGGUGAUUUUGAUUCUCAUGAUAUUGAGAGAUACACUUGA